Oppiella nova is the source of this 1536-nucleotide messenger RNA. NCBI's taxonomy places the organism in Eukaryota, Metazoa, Arthropoda, Arachnida, Sarcoptiformes, Oppiidae. The record is from the annotation of a GenBank genome assembly.
CUGGUUUUCAGCAAUUAUUCAAAAACACGAAUAACGUUACGAACGCACUGUAAAUGUCAUAUCAUUUGUGAGAAGUGCCUAUAAUUUAAAUGCAAAACACAAACACAAAUGAAACACGUGUUGAGUGUUUGUGUCAUUUAAUUGUCAUUUAAUUGAAUCGUUUGGACACAAGAAUCGCCGCAAAUAACAAUGAAAGUCAAAGUCUUGAGUCGGAGUCACUUCCAGUACAUGAGGGAAACCAAACACGACAUCCAUAAGGUUGAACGCAAUUAUAGCCCAAGUCUUCAUCCGUUUGAGACAAACCGCGAAUACAAGAGAGCGCUAAAUGCGGUGAAAAUGGACCGGAUGUUUGCCAAACCAUUCAUGGGAUCACUCGAUGGUCACUCAGAUGUGGUGCAAACUCUGGCCAAACAUCCGACCCGUUUGUCGACACUAGUGUCGGGUGCGGCCAAUGGAGAGAUCAAAGUGUGGAACCUCUGCGACCGGAAGUGUGUGAAAGCCAUCGCCGCCCACAACGGCAUUGUCCGCAACAUCUGUGUCCCACUUCACGGACAGUACUUCUUCUCAGUCGACGACCAAACCAUCAAACAGUGGUCUUUCGAUGGCUUCGAUGACACGACCACUGAUGCGACAGCUGUUCCGCCCAUGAAUACACUUAUCUCGAAGACAGUUAUACACGGAAUGGAUAUUCAGAGGAAUAAACCAUUUCUGAUAACUUGUGGCGAAAAAGUGGAUCUUUGGGAAGAGAGCCGAACCCAACCGUUACGGUCGUACAGAUGGGGCGCUGAUAGCGUUAAUUGCAUUAAAUUCAAUCCAAUUGAGACGGAUCUGUGUGUCGGCGCCGCCUCUGAUCGCAGUAUUCAGAUAUACGACACAAGAAAGUCGGAUCCUCUGCGCAAAGUAGUGCUCAAAAUGCGGACCAAUAAUAUCGCGUGGAAUCCGAUGGAAGCGUUCGUCUUCACGGCCGCGAAUGAAGACAACGAUUUGUAUACUUUCGAUAUGAGGAACUUGAAGGCAGCCCUUCAGGUCCAUAAGGAUCACGUGUCGGCCGUCAUUGACGUGGACUACUCGCCCACUGGCAAGGAGUUUGUGUCCGGAAGUUAUGAUAAGACUAUCCGUAUAUUCGGUGUCGAGUCCGGAAGGAGUCGCGACGUCUACCACACGAAGCGAAUGCAAAGGCUGACAGCCGUGCGCUGGACUUCAGACAACAAAUACCUGAUCUCAGCGUCCGAUGAGAUGGACAUCAGGAUAUGGAAGGCUUUCGCGUCCGAGAAGUUGGGCCACAAGUCCUUUAGGGAACAGUCGGCCUUCGAUUAUCAACAGAAACUGAUGGAUAAGUACGCCAACCAUCCGGAGAUGAAACGCAUCGCCCGUCACCGACACGUUCCCAAACAUAUCGUCCAAUCGGCUAAAGAGAAGCGCCUUAUGAUUGGCGCAGAAAAACGCAAAGAAGCCAAUCGUCGCGUUCACUCUAAGCCGGGAACUAUUGGAUACGAAUCCGAAAGAACCAAAUCUAUUAUAUCUGAGGAGAAAUAA